Phytophthora nicotianae INRA-310 is the source of this 2026-nucleotide messenger RNA. RefSeq lists its product as hypothetical. The coding region runs from base 567 to 1943 and encodes 458 amino acids. The transcript is spliced from 2 exons. Lineage: Eukaryota; Oomycota; Peronosporomycetes; Peronosporales; Peronosporaceae. The record is from RefSeq and is a predicted model, not a curated record.
CGUAGUAUAGUGUGUCAUUCCUCAAUCCUCCGCCGACGUAGCAAUGCGCUCCCCACCGCGCAACAACGCCGACAAUGCACAGCUCGAGCGUGCUACCCACUUGGUGAUCUUUCAGCACGGACUGCUGGGCAGCAAGUACGACUUCGCUCGCUUUGUGGAGAUCUUUCAAGCACAAUUCCAGAAUGACGAGCUGUUCCUGCACGCGAGCGAGAGCAAUGCCUCCGGUUUCUUCCAGACGUACGACGGCGUGGACCAGGGCGCCCAUCGCCUGGCCGACGAGAUCCAGCAGCUGGCGGCCAAGAUGCCCAAACUGCAGAAGCUCUCGAUGAUCGGUCACUCUCUGGGAGGGCUCUACAAUCGCUACUGCAUCGGCUUGCUGCUCAGUCGCGGCUUCUUCGACAAGGUCGAGCCAAUGGUGAGUGCGGAACAAUGUAGAGUACCCUACUGCACAAGCUGACUGACUGUGACCUUCACUGUUGCUGUAGAAUUUUGUGACACUGGCGACGCCCCACCUCGGUAUCCGUCGUCCUCGUCGAGGCGCGACCAACGUUGUGUUCAAUGCAUUGAUGCCUAAGAUCUUUAGCAGAACUGGAGCACAGCUUACUCUGAUAGAUGAGGCGAGUGAGGAAACGUUAGCCUUAAGCAAGUCUUCCACUACGUAUCUAGACAAGGACUUUCGCCCAGCUUGGUCUGAGAUAAAGGGAUCGUUGUUAAUCAGUCUCCCAGUGUCGGAGAAGCGAGAAGACGAUGGACAUGAAGCAUUUGAGCUGUACGAUUGCAACCUCAGCGACCGCAAGCUUCAUGUAUUCGAGAACAAAGCUAACGAAGGUCAGUCCAAGUUGAAAUUUGAGAUCGAUCUAUCCUGCUGCGACGUCAAGAUCUUGUUGCCUAGUGGGAAAAGCAUUGGCGAUGACGCCAAUUACUACUCCAGUUUCAUCGGAUGGGGACAAAACGAUGACGAAGAGAAGCCCAACGUCUUUGGCAACUUCGACAUCCAGAUCCAGUGGUCUGCCGAGUCUUCAGCUUCUGACAUAACCAGCAAGAAUGUUUGCGUGCUUCGUAUCCCAGAGGAAGACAUUCACCGCGAUUGGAAAUGGCUCGUGGCGCUCAGUAACGCUAGUUUUGGUGUACGGUGCGUAACUUCGGCUACAAGAACCACUCGAGUGUCUACCACUCCACCGCUACUCAGCUGCUUGACGCGAGGCCAGUUCAUGCAAGCGUUGCAGAUGUUCAAAGCCCGUACCCUGUAUUCGAGCAUAUUUUUUGACAUGCAGGUGCCGUACACAUGUGCCGCAGUACGAGCGUUUAACCCGUACCGUUCAAGCGCCAAGGAGCUUUUGAUGUCUCCUAUCUACACCCACAUCGUGCACGACUCUCUGCAGAGCGCACGUAAGCUACGAGACACAAUCCCUCUCAAGGUCAAGCGUCUCGCCAUGAAGUAUAUGACGCCCAGGCACGCUGCCCUGUCCGAGGCUUCAAACGAGGACGAGCAGCUACGCAGUGGCCAUGGUGUCGAAGACAGCGACGUCAGCACCUCCAGCACUCACAGCAGCUGCAGAGGCACUCAUCGUCAUGCCUCAGACCCUGGACGGAAGUCUUCGAAGGACAACAGUCGACACAGACAUCUCUUCCACAGUCGUCGUCGAGGGAAAACUAUGGGCAGUUUGCCUUCACACCAUUCAGGCGUAUCUCGUCCCGAACCUUUCGUCGAAGGCGACGUGAUACUGGACCAGCUCCCGUACGCCUUCACAGCAGAUGCCGAACAAGAUGAACUGCGUGGCAUGUUGCUAUCUGUGCAAAGUGUUGGCUGGCGACGUAUCGACGUCCUUUUCGGCGGCAUUAUGUCGCACGAGCACAUUAUUGCCAAGCGAGCCGAUCUCGACAAACCCCUAGAUUCGGGCAUUGACGUCGUGCACCACGUUAUGGAUACAUUCGUGGUGUAACAUUCAAAGAAACGUAGUGCCCAUGAAAUGUGAAUCUGAAAACAUUUGAGUUUUAACAUAAUAUUAUGCCUUUUGCUCUCCUA